Messenger RNA from Thelazia callipaeda (thelaziosis nematode), 2067 nucleotides. NCBI's taxonomy places the organism in Eukaryota, Metazoa, Nematoda, Chromadorea, Rhabditida, Thelaziidae. The record is from the annotation of a GenBank genome assembly.
AUGUGUCAGGAAGAUAAUCAAGCAGGGCAUUCGUCUGGUACUGAAUUUUCUGCAAUUGUUGGGUGGAUGGCAACGUAUAGCGAUGGUAUUCAUGAUACUGAUAUUGUGCAGUAUUGUUCACAGCUUGGAGCAAAAAGUUACAAUUUUAUCAAUUAUCCAGUCGGGGGCAUGAAGAGGUCCUCAUGGCGACCUGAGAAGGAUGUUAUUCCACCACCGAUUAACUUACCGGAUCUGCAGCUUGAUGUCAAAUUAUGGGGAACUUAUGUUAUAGGACGUCUAUCGGAUUGGAUAGAUUGUGACGCGAAGGAAAAUUGGUUGGCUGAUCUCUCAUGUAUUGAAAUUGAGAAGGAGCUUGAUUAUAUGACUUAUAUGCCAUUACGUGUAUUAACUUUGGAACUCAAGCACCGCGACUCCCCAAAGCUAGCUGAAAUAUUAACAAAAUGGAUGUGGACACGAAAUAUGACUUACAGUGUUUGGGUAUUUUUACCAACGGAUGAAAAUUGUCUGCCGGUAUUAGACAAAUCGCAGGACAAACGCGAUAUUUGGGGAUUGUGGGCUGAUUUUCGAAAUCUUUGCACUAAUUAUCCAAUGCAAAAGUUAGCUGUUGGAUUAAGACUGUGUCCAAAUUUAGCUGAUGAAUUCUUAGAAUCGCGGCUUUAUAAGCGUUGGCAUGCUGAACCGCUCUGUUCAUUUUGUAUUGAAACAUCUAUUUUCACAUCCAGUGGACGACAAGGAGAAUGCACGUUGUCACCAGCACAUAAUCGCUUACUUAUGGAUUUAUUCGUAUCAGUUGUACAGCGACCACUUAUUUGUCCCACUAGUCUUGAGGUGGUUGAGGAACAUCUUCGUUUGCAGUAUGCAAAAGUCAUUAAACAAUUAAUGCAAAAAAAGGCGAUUUGGUCGAAAGAAAUCGCUCUUGCUGGUGGAGACGACCGAAUUCUGUUUGAAUAUCUAGGGCACAGAGAGUAUAUAGAUACUUUGCAGAUGCCUUUACAACCGUUAGCAGAUAAUCUUGAUUCUGGCACUUAUGCAAUUUUUGAAGAGGAUACUGUGAAAUAUGACUUAUAUCGAGAAGCAAUUUGUUAUGCUAUCCAGGAUGCUGUAAAAAUAGUAGGGGAUGAGCGGAAUAUUGUUAUGCAAGUGAUUAUUGAAGCCGAAGAAUUGUAUAAUGCAAAAAGAUGCAAUCGUCUGGAUAUACUAAACCUUGAACUUUAUUCAAUUGAAAAAAAUUCACAUGCUGUCAUCACUUUACAAUUUAGAAAUAAAUAUCAGUGGAAAAAUCGAGUGAAAAUCGUUGAAUGCGAUAUGCGGAAUUUGAGUGCUAAGGUGAAAGCUGGCGAUCUACCACCUCCGGAUUUGAUUAUUUCAGAAUUGCUUGGUUCAUUUGGUGACAAUGAAUUAUCUCCUGAGUGCUUAGACAGCAUAACAGAUAUUUUGCGCCCGACAACGAUUAGCAUUCCAGAACAGUAUACGAGUUAUGUUGCUCCCAUCCAGUCCAUUCGUUUACAUCAAAAAAUAUUGUGCGCUACAGGUGGUGCAAGAUAUUUCGAACGCGGUUAUCCAGGCCGUGGACGUCUAGAAGCUGUCAAAUUAGAAGAUGGAACUUAUGCUCUGCCUGAUUGGCCGGAGGCUUCGCAGUUUGACGAAAUAUAUGUUGUUUGUAUGCGUUCCGUUUGUGAGCUUGCCAAACCGAAACCUCUUUUCACGUUCAAACAUCCAAAUUUUAAUUAUUAUUCAAAUGCGCGAAAAGCAAGCGUGAAUUUUACGGUUGAAAUGCAGUCAGAAUUAAUGGGAUUCGCAGGUUACUUUGUUGCUCAGUUGUAUAGGGACUGCCAGUUGAGUAUAGUGCCACAGACUCACACAAAAGGCUUAGUCAGUUGGUUUUCAGCUCUUAUACCACUCCGUCAACUUUGUCGCUUGCGGAAAGGAUCCGAACGAAAAAUUGAUCCAGAAGGCGUUUGGUACGAAUGGUUUUGUGAAUUUGAGGACCUGAAUGGAGAAAGAAAAACAACUCUACUGCAAAACAAAGGAGGAUCUGAGAACCUGUGGAAUCGUGUAAAAUCAUAA